AUGGGGCAUUCGGGUGCUUCCAAGAUAGAUAAGAUAGUGAUAGAAGAAUCGACAGCUGCUCCUGCGCUUACUCCAAUCAAAAAGAAAGGAGUGAACAUGUGGUCUAGUUGCCGCGGAGCGAAAUAUAGACUUGCGGAAGAUGAAGUUCCGAGAAGAAUUAGGAGAAAUAACAGCUCCCAUUUGUGGCGGCAACUCAAUGGGGUGUGGAAGGAAGGCAUGAAGGGGAUCAUGUGGAUUUUGGGAGAUGGGAAAAAAACUCUGUUUUGGAAAGACGUAUGGACAGGGACCGGAGCACCUCUUUUGUCGGAAACCACAACACAAAUACCUCAGGAGAGUGUUAAUGCAAAAGUGGCAGAAUUUGUAGACCAAAAUGGACAAUGGAGGCGGGAGGAAUUUCUAUCUUACUUACCUGAGCACGCAUGGAAGGCUGUAGCUGCAGUCCCGCCGCCAACCUCUUCAUUCGGACCGGACAGAAUUGCUUGGAAGAUGACUGGAAACAGAAGAUUCUCGACAUCAUCAGCCCAUCAAAUGCUUUGUUCGGGGCAGUGGCAACCUGAGGAUCGAAAGUGGAAACUGGUUUGGAAAUGGCUAGGUUCAUGUCCCGCAGACUCUUCAAACCGAGCCCUCCACAUUCCUUGCUUCGAAUCAGACUAUCGGCUAUCGUAUGUAGCUUCCUGCAGUUCUGGUCAUCACCCCAAUUAG
Molecule: messenger RNA, 702 nt
Organism: Striga asiatica
Lineage: Eukaryota; Viridiplantae; Streptophyta; Magnoliopsida; Lamiales; Orobanchaceae
Source: the annotation of a GenBank genome assembly